GUACACAUAAUACAAUCUAAUAUAGCUUUGUUAUUGGUGCUUCAUGCUUUAAGUUAUGAUGCACAAUUAUUCCGAUUGAUAGGGGCAGAUAUUUUUAUAAAUAAGAAUGUGGCUGACAAAGUGUUCUAAAUUAUAUUGCAAUAAAUUAAGUCCUUUUAACGGAUUAACUAAAAGAACCCUUAGUUCUUCGGGUAAAGCGACUGUAUUAGGCAUUGAAACAUCUUGUGACGAUACCGGUUGUGCUGUAGUGAACAGUGAGGCUACUAUAUUGGGGGAAUUUUUACAUUCGCAAAAUGAAAUCCAUGUUAAGUAUGGUGGUGUGAAUCCAAUAAACGCUUGGGAGCUUCAUCGUGAUAACAUAGAAUCAGUUGUAAAUACAGCUUUAGAUAAUGCUAGAAUCGGUUUAAACCAUAUUGAUGCAAUAGCAGUUACCACAAAACCUGGGCUUUUGCUAAGCUUAAUGAUAGGUGUGAAAUAUGCAAAUUUCCUUGCCAAAAAAUAUCAAAAGCCAAUAAUACCAGUACACCAUAUGGAAGCCCAUGCAUUAGUUACAAGAAUAUAUUAUGAUAUACCAUUUCCUUAUUUGGCACUGCUGAUAUCAGGAGGACAUUGCCUUUUAACUGUUGUUAAUGAUGUUGAUAAUUUUUUACUGAUCGGCCAGACUUUAGAUAAUGCCCCUGGUGAAGUGAUGGAUAAGGCUGCUCGGAGAAUGAAGUUAAAGAAUAUGCCCGAGUAUUCACUUAUAUCUGGAGGUAGAGCAAUAGAGUUAGCUGCUAAGAAUGCUACAAAUCCUACCUUGUUUAAAUUUCCUAUACCAUUGCAGAGAAAUAGGGACUGCGACUUUAGUUUUAGUGGACUAAAAGAUUCACUGGUGAGGAAAGUAAUUAAGAAGGAAUCUGAGCAUGGAUUAAUGGGUGAUGAAAUUAUUCCUGAAGUAUAUGAUUUGUGUUCAUCUUUUCAGACCAGUAUUACUAAACAUUUAGCACACAGACUUGAGAGGGCUAUAAAAUUUUGUGAAGUAAAAAACUUGUUAUGUAACAGUGCUAAGAAUAUUGUAGUAUCUGGUGGUGUUGCCUGCAAUGAUUAUAUUUACUCUAAUUUAAAAAGUGUUGUUAACCAUUUGGGCUACAAUUUAUAUAGACCACCUCAUAGAGUAUGCACAGACAAUGGCAUUAUGAUUGCUUGGAAUGGUAUUGAAAAAACAAGAAAAGGCAUAGAAACUUGUAAUUUUAUAUCUCAAAGUGAUGUAGAUCCAACUGCUCCUUUGGGUGUUAAUAUAAGAAAUCAAGUGAAAGAAGCAAAUAUAACAGUAAAAAGUCCUAGAUUCAGCGAAGUUGACUAAAUAUAGUAAUAAGAAUUGUUUUUUUUGUAUUACUAAAAAUAAAAUCAUCUUUGAAACAACAAUU
Papilio machaon (common yellow swallowtail) is the source of this 1406-nucleotide messenger RNA. Its product is annotated as probable tRNA N6-adenosine threonylcarbamoyltransferase, mitochondrial. Gene Ontology annotation, biological process: tRNA threonylcarbamoyladenosine modification. Gene Ontology annotation, cellular component: mitochondrion. The record is from RefSeq and is a predicted model, not a curated record. Lineage: Eukaryota; Metazoa; Arthropoda; Insecta; Lepidoptera; Papilionidae. The transcript has a single exon. Bases 107 to 1342 code for a protein of 411 amino acids.